Molecule: messenger RNA, 942 nt
Organism: Trichoderma aggressivum f. europaeum
Lineage: Eukaryota; Fungi; Ascomycota; Sordariomycetes; Hypocreales; Hypocreaceae
Exons: 1
Coding region: 1-942 (313 amino acids)
Source: RefSeq, a predicted model, not a curated record
AUGGCUUCCAAGGCUGCUCUCCUUUCUCUUCUCCCCUUUGUUUUGGCCAACCUCAACAAGCCCGUCAUAACCCCAAACUUCCCCGGAAAUGGCCUGGCAUCCCUAGGCCAAGGUCUCAUGGACCACCUGGCUCCCACACACUCGACUUGGGAUGACUGGGGCGCCGGAUGGAUUCCCCAGGACUGCAGGUCCAUGGUCCAGGGAGCCGGCUUCUCCCCCAACGACAUCAUCCCCUUCAACAUCCACUACGACGACUGCGCCCAGUCCUGGACCUUUUGCCGCCACAAGAACUCCCCCCUGAGCGAGAUCCAGAUCCUCGACAUCUUUGGCCGCUUGCCCGUCCGCAUGAGGCAGUUUGUCCGCCACCUGGUCUUUGUCCCCGGCAACAAGUCCGCGGGCUCCAACGGCGACAACGUCCUCAUGGUCGGCGAUGUUGACGUUACCGUCUUUGCCCACGAGAUUGGCCACAGCCUGGACUCGCACGCCUUUGACCCGUCAUACGGCGUGCCCUUUUCCACCGGCAACGUCUGGGUCUCCAACUACAACCUCGACUCGGCCGUGCCCGACCCCUAUGCGCAGUCCAGCCAGCAGGAGAACUUUGCCCAGCAGACUGUCGUCUCAAUCUACGACAAGGUUGUGCCCGGCGGCAUUGGCACGAUCCAGCCCAACUGGCAGGCCAUCUUCCACCAGUACGCCACCCUCGAGGGAUACAUUGGCGAUGUCAUCAUCCCCGGCGGAACUUGCACCCACCGUCUUACGGACAGCGCUCCCGUGACAAUGUCUGGCUCGAAAAAGUCCCGUCGUGCGUUGGGACCCAAGCCCAAGGUUUCGUUGAGCCCCAAGGUCAAGGAGAUUGAGGCUAUUCCCAUGCAGAGCUCCAUUACAAUGACCUCGUUUGAUGAGCAUGGCAAGCCAAAUGGCACUUAUUUUGUCCACCUCUAG